Molecule: messenger RNA, 2807 nt
Organism: Hippocampus comes (tiger tail seahorse)
Lineage: Eukaryota; Metazoa; Chordata; Actinopteri; Syngnathiformes; Syngnathidae
Product: Indian hedgehog signaling molecule
Exons: 3
Coding region: 931-2160 (409 amino acids)
Biological process (GO): cell fate specification; multicellular organism development; cell-cell signaling
Molecular function (GO): patched binding; calcium ion binding
Source: RefSeq, a predicted model, not a curated record
GGAGUCCAAUUAAGUUUUGCCCACCCUUUUACUCGAGAGUGGAUAAGGGGGGUUUCUGGUAUGGUCGUUAUGUGUGGCUGCACAGAGCAGCACAAAAACAAUGCUGCAUGAAAUGGUUUGCAAUGGCAUGCCAUGUUAAUCAUUGCCAUUUGUAUGGGGAAUUUGCCCCCUUCCGUGUGGAUUCGCCCUCUGUAAAAGACAUGCUAGGUGUGGGGUGAGGUCUGAAGGCAUGAAUGAAAUGUAAGUUAGAUGUAUCAAAAACAUGCAGAGGAAAAGCUCAAAGGUCUUGGGUGCACCAUUUCAAGAGAAAGGGAGAGAGAGAGGGAGGGGGAGAGAGAGAGAGAGAAACGAGCAAAGGAUUUAUGUCUGAGGAAUAUGUUGCUUUACUGCAUGGUCGUGGUGGUUGGGGCGGCGGGGGUGGGUCUCUCGGAUUCUCUGCUGUUAUGUACUUAAUGUCAGGAGUGUUCCUCACCUGCAGCCCCUGACAAACUCUCGGAUGUGCACGCCGGUGCCCCCGAUGGGAGGAAAUGUUGGGUGGGCACCUUUCAUGCCACUUGCACGCACAGCCACAGGGCAACAUUGAGCUGCGGGGACACCCUUUGACCGCCGCGCGCCUCCGUGUCUCACUACGAGACAGCUUUGAAGGCCACUGCCAAGACAAACUCAACCUCGCCUAUUUAUGCCCCUGCCUCCAAGUGCCCUCAAGACGCUCGAGUGUCGGCAGCGCGCUGGGAAGUUCCUUUGCACCUCGUCCGUGGCGCGCACCUUUUUUACGCGCGUGGAAUGGCAACAUCGGAGGACUCGGGGGGGCGUCUUGCUCUCUUGCCGCCGCUUUGAAGGUCCCAGUUAUUGUGACCGGCUAGGGCAUUUGAACCUCUGACCACCUGCCCGUGGGGUGGCGGGGGGGUGGAGGACAUCGGCCCGGCUGGAAUGCUUCUCCCGAGGCUUCUCGCGUGUCUCGCCGGGUGCGCCUUGCUCCUGAUGCCGGGCUGCGGGGGCUGCGGGCCGGGCCGAGGCUACGGCAAGAGGCGCUCGCCGCGGAAGCUGGCACCGCUCGCCUACAAGCAGUUCAGCCCCAACGUGGCCGAGAAGACAUUAGGGGCCAGCGGGAGAUACGAAGGCAAAAUCACCCGCAACUCGGAGCGCUUCAGGGAGCUCACCCCCAACUACAACCCCGACAUCAUCUUCAAGGAUGAGGAGAACACAGGUGCAGACCGCAUGAUGACGCAGCGCUGCAAGGACAAGCUGAACUCCCUCGCCAUCUCCGUGAUGAACCUUUGGCCCGGGGUGAGGCUGCGGGUCACCGAGGGCUGGGACGAGGACGGCCAUCACUCGGAGGAGUCGCUCCACUACGAGGGGCGGGCAGUGGACAUCACCACCUCGGACAGGGAUCGGAACAAGUACGCCAUGCUGGCUCGGCUGGCUGUGGAGGCGGGCUUCGACUGGGUCUACUACGAAUCCAAGGCCCACAUCCACUGCAGUGUCAAGUCGGACCACUCGGUGGCAGCCAAGUCUGGAGGUUGUUUCCCGGGCGACGCCUUGGUCACUGUGGAAAACGGCCUUCAGAAGUUCAUCCGUGACCUGCGCCCCGGCGAGCCAGUCCUGACCUUGUCUGGCGCCGAACUAGUGUACAGCCAAGUCCUGACCUUCCUGGAUCGCGACCCGGCGACACACAAGCUCUUCUACACCCUAAAGACAAAAAAUGGGGCGCGCCUCUCUCUGACCGCCGCCCACUUGCUGUUUGUGUCUCAGGGAAACUGCUCAGAGGGGGCGCCGCCCACCCCCGGCUCCUUGAGGACGGUGUACGCUUGUGAUGCCCGGCCGGGUCAUUGCGCACUGGUGGCCGGCGGUCCAUCGGGAACACUUUCCCGCAUCACAAGGGUCACAGUGACGGAGAGGAGGGGGGCUUUCGCUCCUCUGACAGCGCAGGGGACACUCGUGGUGGAUGGGGUGGUGGCAUCCUGCUACGCGGUGGUGGAAGGGCAUUCCUUGGCUCACUGGGCCUUCUUGCCACUCAGGCUGAUGCACAGCUGGACUGGCACCAGUGGUUACCGUGGUGAUGGGGUCCACUGGUACGCUGAUCUUUUACACUGGCUGGGGGUAAUGCUGCUGGACUCGGGGCACCUCCACCCACUGGGCGUGACCGCAGCCUACAGUUGAGGACAAAAACUGGAGAAAGGCGAUCCAAAGGAACCAUGUGAUGGAUCACCGCUACGCCUCAUGGGAAAUGCUGGAAAAGAAGUCAUAAUAAAUCAGACAGCCGGACUAUAGGAUCAUAUGUUAAUAAAUCGACUGGUAAAUAAUCCUGAUAUAGAACAAUAAAUUACAAAUUCAUUGAGCAAACUGAAAUGGAAGAUAUAUGCGAUGAGAAUGAACUCCAACUGGAAUGAAAAGUUGCACACUAACUACACUGAACAAAAAUACAAAUGCAACGCUUUUGCUCCCAUCUUUCAUUAUCUGAAGUUCAUGGUUUUUUUUCUUUUUCCAUGUGCACAAAUGAGGUAUUACUCUCAAAUAAUAUUUACAAAUCUGUCUAAAUGUGUAUUAGUGAGUACCUCUACUUUGCUGAAAUAAACCAUCCACCUCUCAGCAUGAUUGUUGCACAUGUAUAAAAGGCCACUCAGAAAUGUGCCUAAGGCACACCAAUUUGAUACAUACUUCUGAAAAACAUUCGCUCAAAUUACCUUGAAUAACACUGGUCACCAAUAGCAAAUUUUAAUCAGAGAGGGCUAUAUGUGCCUCUAAAUGGGUUUUUGAUGCAUAUUUUAAAAAUGUCUGCACUUUUUUUUUCUUGAAGAUCAGGCCUU